This is a messenger RNA of Acaromyces ingoldii, 1868 nucleotides long. Its product is annotated as acid protease. Lineage: Eukaryota; Fungi; Basidiomycota; Exobasidiomycetes; Exobasidiales; Cryptobasidiaceae. Gene Ontology annotation, biological process: proteolysis. Gene Ontology annotation, molecular function: aspartic-type endopeptidase activity. The record is from RefSeq and is a predicted model, not a curated record. The transcript has a single exon. Bases 107 to 1621 code for a protein of 504 amino acids.
UGCUUCGCCAGGCGAAUGCAUCGUGUUGCCACACGGUAGCACGAUCCGAUACCCGCAGAUGCCUGCUCCGCUCGGGCGCCGGGAGGUGGGCGCCUCAUCUGCCUCAAUGCACAUUCCCCUCGUCCACCAAAGCAAGCGGGAUCAAUCGAACCCCGACGAGACGCGCGCAUUUGCAUUGCGCCAGCGGGAGCACAUCCUCGCCCGGUGGGGUUCCAAGAACAAUGCGGCGGCAAACGAGGCCCGGGCAGCGAUCCGAAAGAGACAAACGAUUGGCCUGCAGGACUACGGCACGGAUUCAUCGUACUAUGGCCAGGUCAGCGUAGGAACGCCAAAGCAAAACUUCAACGUCGUUCUUGACACCGGUAGCUCCGACUUCUGGCUCGCCACAACCGACUGCACCAGCUCCGAAUGCGACUCAGCGACGUUGUUCAACCCGGCCUCGUCCUCUUCCUACCACAGCGGCAGCACACCCUUUCAGAUCCAAUAUGGUACUGGUGCCGUGGCGGGGACAUUGGUGGCGGAUGACGUCUCGCUCGCCGGCUACGUCGUCAAUGACCUGACCUGGGCAAAUGUCGAUCAGGUCGCCUCGGGCACCCUCACCCCAGGCAGCUCGGGCAUCAUGGGCAUGGGCUUUGAGGAGCUGGCCGAGUCCAAGACGACUCCCUUUUGGCAGGUUCUUGUUGAGCAGAACCUACUCAAGACCAACGUGUUCAGCUUCCAACUCUCGCGCGCUCCCACGACGGCGACUUCGGCUACCUUUUCCCCCGGUGGCGUCUUCACCCUCGGCCAGCUCGACGGAAACCAGUACAGCGGUGACAUCUCCUUUGUCAACGUUGUCGGCAACGACGGCUUCUGGUCCAUUCCUCUCGAUGCCAUCACCGUCAAUGGCAAUACGGCCACGUUGUCGAGCGGCAACACGGCCGCAAUCGACACGGGCACCACGCUCAUCUCCAUGCCCAAUUCGGUCCUCGAACAGGUCUUUUCCCAGAUUCCCGGCGCUACGCCCACGCAGAUGAGCAGCUCAAGCGAAGGCUUCUACUCGAUCCCUUGUUCCUCUAGCAACAUCAUCUCGCUGCGGUUCGGCGGAAAGGACUACACCAUCAGCGCCCAAGACCUCCUUGCUGGUCGCCUCUCCUAUUCAAGCUGCCUCGCCGCCCUCUUCUCGCUCGACCUUGGCGACAGCGGGCCAGACUACGUCGUCGGUGACACCUUCCUCAAGAAUGUCUUUACUGCCUUCCAAUACUCGCCUGCUGCCGUCGGCUUCGCUGCGCUCAAGGACUCUUCGGGCGCCCAGACUGUCGCUACGUCGUCGGGCGUCGUCGGAAGCGCCGCCGCUACGGCCACGUCGGCCGUGUCGUCUGCCUCGAGCGUGUCCUCGGCAAUCACAGGCGUGCCGGGCCUGCCCAGCGUGUCGUCCAACACUGCGACCACAUCCGCGUCGACGAACGUCGUCGGCGCCUCUGGUCUGCCCCAGCCCAGCGCCAUCUCGACUUCUCAGACGGCCGCGCCCACUCUGCAAGCGGCCGGAUCCGGCUCGAGCUCCAGCUUCGCUUCGCCCCGGGCUCCUCUCCUCUUCUCACUUGCCCUUGCAGCCCUCUUUGCCUUUGCAUUUGCACUCUGAUGCCCUACUCUCGCCUAGGCUAUAAAACUUGCUUUUGCUCCAUUCUCUCUCUUUUCUCCCUCCAUUGCUCUCUUUCUUCAUCGCACGGAUUCUUCGCCUUCUGCCUCUGCUUUUUUUCUUUGCUAUUGCUACAGCUACACUUAUUGCACGCACAUGUUGCAACCCUCUUCGAACAAUGUCAUACUCCAGGACAUCGGCAACGAAGUUCUCUCAAUCCAGAAAGCCCUUGAUUGCACCGCCCACAUUU